This is a messenger RNA of Rhincodon typus (whale shark), 2224 nucleotides long. RefSeq names its product probable E3 ubiquitin-protein ligase HERC3. The annotation marks the transcript as partial. The transcript is spliced from 5 exons. Gene Ontology annotation, molecular function: ubiquitin protein ligase activity. The record is from RefSeq and is a predicted model, not a curated record. NCBI's taxonomy places the organism in Eukaryota, Metazoa, Chordata, Chondrichthyes, Orectolobiformes, Rhincodontidae. Gene Ontology annotation, biological process: protein polyubiquitination.
UGUGAUUACUCAAAUUACCUGAUUGGGACACUUUGCUUCUUUUUAAGGAGCCUGCAGGAACUGCUGGAUUACCCUGAUGACAAUGUUGAAGAAACAUUCUGCCUCAAUUUUGCGAUUCUUCGAGAAAACUAUGGCCUUACAGAGCUCCAGGAGCUGGUUCCCGGAGGUAAGAACGUGCCUGUGAGGAAGGACAACAGGAAGGAAUUUGUCCAAGCUUAUGUGGACUACAUCUUCAAUAACUCUGUCCAGGAGCUCUUCUCGGCUUUUUCCUGUGGUUUCCUCAAGGUUUGCGGAGGGAAGGUGCUUCAGCUUUUCCAGCCCAAUGAGCUGAUGGCCAUGGUGGUGGGGAACACCAGUUACAACUGGAAGGAGUUAGAAAUGAGUGCAAUAUACAAAGGGGAUUACCAUCCUGCACAUCCUACUAUAAAGAUAUUUUGGGAAGUAUUCCACGAGUUUCCUUUGGAAAAGAAGAAGUUGUUUCUGCUGUUUUUGACUGGAAGUGACCGCAUUCCUAUUUAUGGGAUGGCAAGCAUUCGGAUGACCAUUCAGCCCACUGCUGGAGGGGAGAGCUACCUGCCUGUGGCUCAUACCUGUUACAACCUGUUAGAUCUCCCCAGGUACUCCAAUAAACUGAUGCUGAGCACCAAACUCACUCAGGCUAUUAGUCACCAUGAAGGCUUCAGCUUGGUAUGAAAUGAACCCUUUCACUCUUGUCCUAGAUAGGGCAUUUAUCGAUUUUAAUAAGCACUUUAUUAUUAUUAUUAUUAUUAUUAUUAUUAUUAUUAUUAUUAUUACUAUUAUUAUUAUGAGAUUAUUUUACAAAAUACGGUCUCAUUCCUUCUUGUCCUGAAAGAUUAUUUUACACAAUAAUCCGAGAGAUGAUCCUUUUGGCGAUGAUUCCAAACUGUCAGGUACAUUUUUAAGAGUCAACUGCUUUUGCUGCAGCUGCAUUAUUUUUUAAAGCAUUAAGUUUUUUUUAUUGGAACGGUAAUGAGUUUUUAAUUGGCGUUACGUUAAAAGGGGGAUUGAUUGGCCCUGGCGGGGAUACUUUUAUUUUUUCCUGAGUUUCAGUGAUGACUCCUGCUGGAUAGAACCUUUUGAAAUGUAUGUGACUGAAGCAUGGCAUUGCUUAGCAGAGAAGGAACUUGUGCUUAUUGCAAACUUAAAUGGAAGACGGGGAAUGCCAUUUGCCAGUCACUGAGUAUAUUCAAGGUGCGUUUAGACAGGUUUCGAUGGGUGAGCGAGUCAAGAGUUAUUGCGUGUUUGUGUGUGUGUGUGUAUUUGUGUGUGGGACCUGUUCCACUCGUACCUCCUCCCCCUCUGCCAGCAACGUAAGGAAAAUACUGUUUUCUAGCUCCUCGCAAUUCUGGAGGAGUCAUUCUGGAUUCGAAAUUUUAACUCUCUCUAUCUCUCACUCUGCAGAUGCUGCCAGACCUGCUGAGUUUCUCCAGCACUCACUGUUUGCAUUUUAUGUUAUUAGCCCUUAGUAUGCUGGAGAUAAGAAGCUUAAUAACCCCGACCCCCAUCUCGGACAAGAUUCACCUUCACAACCAGGGGCACAGGCUAACGCUGUGGGGACGCAGGUUCAAAUCCUGUCACGGCAGCUGGGGGAUUUUAAGUUCAUUUAGGUUCAGACAGAGCUGAUCCCAGUAAGGGUGAGGAUGACGACAAUCAGCUAACAUGGAGUGUUGUUCACAAAUACCGUUUAGGGAAGGAAAUCUGCCCUCCUCCCUCAUAUGCUCAUCAGGUCUACUUGUGAUGCUAGGGUAAGGAAAUUGAUUCUGAAUUGCUGUCAGUUCAAGGGCUCUGGGCAGCAUUUUGCCAUGACUGAAAGAAGAAAAAUCAGACCAGUCUGCAACCUUGUAGAAUGGCAGAGUUGGUUUAAAGGACCCUACCCCUGCCCCUAAUCCUUAGGACCACUUGUAUGACCCUCCUCCCCAUUACUGUUACCACCUGCCCCAGGUGCCACCUCUUUUGCUGAGUGUGCCCAAUUCACUGAAAAUGCAUGGGCCAGGGCAUCGACGUUUCUAAGUGUAACAAAUGCAAAAUCAGUCUCUGACAAAGAUGCAAAUUGGGUGCCGACGGGACCAUCAGCUCUCCUUCCACACCAUAUUCGACGGUCAGCAGGGAAAGACAAUCAGGCGGGAUGCAGUAAUGGGUGGUCGAUUGGAGACCUCAACCCAUGGACCAAUUUCACACCCAUCCUGAAUGUGCUGCAGAGCCC